Onychomys torridus (southern grasshopper mouse) is the source of this 5195-nucleotide messenger RNA. RefSeq names its product galactokinase 2 (gene Galk2). The record is from RefSeq and is a predicted model, not a curated record. The coding region runs from base 58 to 1434 and encodes 458 amino acids. Gene Ontology annotation, molecular function: galactokinase activity; ATP binding. Gene Ontology annotation, biological process: carbohydrate phosphorylation; galactose metabolic process. Lineage: Eukaryota; Metazoa; Chordata; Mammalia; Rodentia; Cricetidae. Gene Ontology annotation, cellular component: cytoplasm; cytosol. The transcript is spliced from 10 exons.
UCUUGUGAUCCUCAGCUGUGCUGCACUUCUGGAAACGGCAGAGGGAUCUAGCAAAAUAUGGCUGCGGAGGAACCCACCAAGCGACGAGUCCAGGUGGCAGAACAUCCCAGAUUGUUGAAGCUGAAAGAGAUGUUUAACUCUAAAUUUGGCUCCACACCCAAGUUUUAUGUUCGAGCCCCAGGAAGAGUCAACAUAAUAGGAGAGCACAUUGAUUACUGUGGAUACUCUGUUCUUCCCAUGGCUGUGGAACAAGACAUGCUAAUAGCUGUGGAACCUGUGAAGACACACACUCUCCAACUGGCCAAUACAAAUCCCUUGUAUCCAGACUUCAGUACUAGUUCUAAUAACAUCCAUAUCGACAAAACCAAACCUCUAUGGCACAACUACUUCCUUUGUGGAUUUAAAGGAAUCCAGGAACACUUUGGUCUUAGUAAGUUGACUGGAAUGAACUGCCUGGUAGAUGGAAAUAUACCACCAGGUUCGGGCCUCUCCAGCUCCAGUGCUCUGGUCUGCUGUGCUGGCUUAGUGACUCUCUCAGUGCUGGGAAUGAGUCUAUCCAAGGUGGAACUUGCAGAGAUCUGUGCCAAGAGUGAGCGUUACAUAGGCACUGAGGGAGGGGGCAUGGACCAGUCCAUCUCAUUUCUUGCAGAAGAAGGAACUGCCAAGUUAAUAGAGUUUAGUCCCCUAAGAGCGACUGACGUGAGACUCCCCAGUGGAGCUGUCUUUGUGAUCGCCAACAGCUGCGUGGAAGCGAACAAGGCAGCCAGUUCCCAUUUCAACAUCAGGGUGAUGGAGUGCCGGCUGGCCGCAAAGGUCCUUGCUAAACACAAAGGGCUGCAAUGGGAUAGAGUCCUGCGGCUAGAAGAAGUGCAGGCCAAACUGGGGGUUAGUCUGCAAGAGAUGCUGCUGCUCACAGAGGACACCCUUCAUGCGGAACCCUACAGCAGGGAGGAGGUCUGCAGGUACCUGGGAAUUAGCCUGGAGGAACUCCGCACACAAAUCCUGACUCCAAAUACUCAAGAUGAGCUCACCUUCAAGCUCUACCAGCGGGCAAAGCAUGUGUACAGCGAGGCUGCACGUGUGCUACAGUUUAAGCAGGUGUGUGAAGAAGCACCCCACAAUGCAAUCCAGCUGUUGGGAGAGCUAAUGAACCAGAGCCACAGAAGCUGCCGGGACAUGUAUGAGUGCAGCUGCCCUGAACUGGACCAGCUGGUGGACAUCUGCCGGAAGUUUGGGGCCAAAGGUUCACGACUUACUGGAGCAGGAUGGGGAGGCUGCACGGUGUCCAUAGUGCCCGCUGACAUGCUGUCCAGCUUCCUCACGAAUGUCUACGAAGCUUAUUACCGGAGGAACAAUUGCAGCUUGGCUCUGGAGAAGCACAGCUUGUUUGCCACCAAACCUGGAGGCGGGGCUUUGGUUUUCCUUGAGGCCUAAACAAUGUAAAACAUCUCAGAGAAACUAUCUCGGGCAUUUAGAGCUGGCCAGACUUUCUGUGCCACAGCAAAUCAUUCCCUUUUCUGUUCUGUUAUGAUGAUGAUUGCUAUUAUCAAGACACAUUUCCAAAAAAAAUGGUGAAAGCUAUGCUUCAUAAUGACUACUUUUCUCUUAUAAGUGUAUUUUUCAUGAAUCAGAGCCAAGGAUAUGCUUAGCUAAAUCUUUAGAGUAUGACUAAGAUUUAUUGAUUUGAAGAUGUUUAAAGAUGAAUAGCAAAAUGUACUUUUCAUAGAACACUGCAACAAUGGAAGUACAGCAGCUGAAUGUUAUGUUCUUGAAUGGUGGUCGCUGCUGGCUCCCCUUAGCUCUCUUCCACAUAGUGCCAGUCUUCUGACAGGAAACUGGAUGAUGACGAUGGUGUCUGUGGUGACUGUGGUGACUGUGGUGACUCUGAGGAUGGUGAUAUUGAUGAUCCUUUAUAUUCCUCCUUGAGUUUAGCCUCAACACGCUGUGAACACAGUACAUGGUUAAGGAUUUGCAAAUAUUCUUAGACACACACAGUAUACUUGAAUGCGAGUGUUCUAUAUCUCUAAAGAUGGUGAAGAUCACUUUGGAGAGAGGGGCCAAAAGAUAGAUUUCAGAAGAAAAUUUGAAUUGACUUCCUUUCCACUCACACUACCAUUUCUCAAAUGCUUUUCCAAUCCAAGAGGCAUGCCUAUUCUGGCAGCCCCACCCAUACUCCACACCCCUCUUCUGGAUGCUUGGCAAGGCUUGCUUGUGUCCCUGAUGUAGGGCGGAUGUGUGGUAUGUAGGUGUGGGUGAGUAUGCAAAUGCCCAAAGUGUGAUCUAACAUUGACAGUGGUGGAGUGAGUACUUAGGACACUUAUCAAGAGUGGGCGAAAGUGUCUGGUCAUGUGGUGAUGUGCCAUUGGCAGACUCCCAGAAGUCCUCUCUAAGUUACACUGUGGGAUGCAUAGACCAAAGUGGGUUUUGCUGAAAUAUUCAUGUGACAGACAGGGCAGUUGUGUCAUGAUUGGAAUCACCCAAAUAUUACCACAGUUUUUGUGUCAUAUGAUUGUGUUGGCCCAUUAACCAGCAUUCAGUGACUGGGGUUCAUCAUCUGCUUGUCUUUAAAAGACAUAGGCAGGCUGGAGUAGUUCUUAAAGAAUAAGUCAUCAGGAAACUCAGAUUCACCCUAAAAAUAGCUCCUGACACAUUUCCUUCUAAAUACCUGAGUAAUUUGGAUCAAAUUUGUUGAAAGAAUUUUAAGUUUUCUUAAGCACAGGAAUCUAAGAAUCGAAUUUGUUUAUAAUGCUGCAUUUUUAAUGGCCCUUUUCCCCCACAGAUAAUUUGUGGUUGGUUUAGAAUUCUUUAAAAAACAAAACUUGUGUCAUGUGAGACCACUGUUAGCCCAUUUAAUGAUUUUCCCCAUGGAAUUCCUUCUGAGGAAGAUGAGGACAAUGUUCAGGAGUUCUCAAUAAUCACUGUGCACACCUCCACAGAGACACAGUCAUUCUAAUAGUUCAGUGUGCACACCUCCACAGGGACACAGUCAUUCUAAUAGUUCAGUGUGCACACCUCCAAAGGGACAUAGUUUCUAAGUGUUCAGUAUGUACACCUCCAUAGGGAACACAGAGUCAUUCUUGGUGUUUUGUCCAUUGAACCUAUUCUACUCUGAUUUUAUGUCUGUUAAGAGCUGCUUUGAACCUACCCUCAGCAGCUGGUUUUCUAGAAGUUGAGAGGCAUAUCUAGCUCUUCCUUGAAGAAUAGGGAUGGGACCAAGGGCAUAAGGCUCAUAAGGAAAUGGACUUGGAGUGUGACCCUAAAGGAUGGCUAGAGUUGGAAAGCUAAUGAGUAGGCAGUGCAGACCCUGGCUGUGUGGAAGGCUCCAUGAGAAUGCAGGGUUUUGCUUUAAAAUGCAUUGAAGAAUCAUGUCAGCUGCACUGGCUGGACCAGGCAGCAGUAUUCAGAACAGGAAAACAGGCCACAUCUGGUCUGCAAAUGUAUUUAGUUUGUUCCAUUAGCAUUUGAAAAUGUGGCUCUAAAUCUGGAGAUUUUGUUCAAGAGUCUGUGUUACUGAUGGAAAGCUGAUAGAAGAUUGAUUCCUGCAGGUAACAGUGAAGGAGGCUGAGGGUGCAGCUGCAGUGUCAGGGUGAGCAUUUCCACAGCUCCUUGCAGUCUGCCCUUACCUGCUCAAGUGCACUGCUGUUCCCAUGCAUUCAGUAGUAGGAAAUACAUCAAGAAAAACAGGAAUAAAGAUCAAUGCUUUAAAAAAAAAGCCAAUGAUCCUGUGUGUCUAAUAGAAACACUUCAGUGUUUUAUGGCUUUCUAGCACCUCUCUACAGGAAUCUUACUUGUCCUGGUUUUGGUAUUAGACCCACAGCUAAUGGGAUUGCUCUGGAGUCUGGACUGCAGGGUGAACCUCUUAUGCUGGAACCCUCCAUCCAUAGCCUCAGAUAGUCCAGUCUGCUACUUUCCUGUGUGCCAGCAUCUACAUAUUUUGCCUUCAGAAAGCAUGGUCCUUCAGACAUAACAGGACUGCUCAGAAGGCUUGGAGGAGCAGAAGAAAAGGACCUGGGGAAUGGACAGGAACUCUCCAUCCCUCUCCUUUCUCCUCACAUCGGAGCUCUGCUUGGAGUUGUGUCACAGUCUCCUUUGCUCUGGGUGAGUUGAGGGCAGGAGACAUUCUUUUCACUUAGCUGAUGGCAUCAUAUAGCUUUGCUGAAUUAUUAAUAAAAACUAAAAUACAACUUCAAGCACCAAUAAUUUGCUCUAGUUUCUGCCCAAUUGCACUUUAUGGGGUCUUUAGUUACAGAAACCAUCCCAGGAACUGUUUUAGAAGCAAGGCAUGAAGACAGUGGCCAUGAGGUUAUCAGUGGACUUUAGAAUGGGUUAUCUCCCCUUUGUAGUGGGCCAUCAGUGAGAAGAACUCCUUGUUUCUGCCUCUGCAGUGUGGGUGUGACUGUGCAUCCCUUAUGAAACACUGUGAGAUCUGGGGGCAGAAAGCUGUGGGGAGAACUCUCAAUUACUUCCAGGAAGGAAACAUACCAUUUUAUGUAGAAAAAUCUCAAAAUCGAUUUUGACUUCUUGGAUGUUUUUGGAAGCCUUUGCUUGGAGCCUAAUGGAAUAAAGAAAAACACUUGAGCAAAUGGACUCUUCAUAUGCAUCUCCUAGCCAGUAUUUGCAAAGACUGACUGUGCUGUGCUCUUGCUGGCCCUUUACAUGUAUUAAUGCAGCUACCUCCUUACAACUCUAGCAGGCAGGAAUAACUUUCAUCCUUUCUGUCAAUGAGGAAAUAGGCUCAGACAGGCAAAAUUGCUGUCACUACCUCAUACACAGAAGUCUAGAAAGCAGGUGUUUUUAAUCCAAGCAUUUCCUUGGAUGCCUUAGUUCCUAGCACCUUGUGACUUUCACACCAGCAGAAGAGCACUGCCUUCAGUUAGACACAUCACAUAGCAUUACCCUAACUGCUUCCGUUGUCCAGAUCUUGUGGGGGCAUUACAUAUGGCAUUGGGGAAGAUAGGGAGAUGGCCAAGGCACAUUUGUGCAAGGGUGUGUGCUCGGCCACGCUCCUUGAGGAAGAGGCCCAGGGAUCUUCCAGAGCUUUAGUUAGCAACUACUCAACUGAGAAAUACUACAGUUGAUGUAGCAGGCAGCAGGAAUCCCUAAUUCCCCAAUGCCCUUUCUCUUGUGCACCCCUUGAGCUGUGUGUUAAUCUCAGACACAGUUGUACUUCAUUUUAUUAAAAUCUACCCAUCUUU